Messenger RNA from Aspergillus campestris IBT 28561, 2037 nucleotides. RefSeq names its product putative C6 transcription factor (Gal4). The transcript is spliced from 5 exons. Bases 1 to 2037 code for a protein of 678 amino acids. Gene Ontology annotation, biological process: positive regulation of transcription from RNA polymerase II promoter by galactose; DNA-templated transcription. The record is from RefSeq and is a predicted model, not a curated record. NCBI's taxonomy places the organism in Eukaryota, Fungi, Ascomycota, Eurotiomycetes, Eurotiales, Aspergillaceae. Gene Ontology annotation, molecular function: zinc ion binding; DNA-binding transcription factor activity, RNA polymerase II-specific; RNA polymerase II cis-regulatory region sequence-specific DNA binding. Gene Ontology annotation, cellular component: nucleus.
AUGGCCAGUACCCGGGAUUCCCACUCUUACGCCUGUGAUGAGUGCCGUCUCCGAAAGUCGAAGUGCUCCAAGGAAAAGCCGGUUUGCGCGCAGUGCAAGCAGUUGACCAAAGAAUGCAAAUAUAGCCCCAAGGUCACGAGAAGUCCCCUAACGCGACAGCACUUGACGUUCGUAGAAGACCGAUUACAAGCGUUCGAAACUGCCCUCUGCAGAUUAUUCCCAGGAGGUGACCUAGACGCCACAGUCCGCUCUCUCCUGUACGACCAAGAUGGCCCGCCAAAACCGGACCCAUCAUCAAAGUCCUCAUCGAGGCACUCAACCCCAGCAAAGACAGAGGCAGAUCGGACCGAGCCAGCGCCUGAGGCCCUCCCGCAGCAGGCCGACGGGUUCGACUGGACGGAAAACAAAAUCACCGUCGGUGAUCUAACGGACGGCAUGGCUGCCCUGUCCAUCAAGCCGGAGGGCGCCGGCUAUUUCGGCGCAUCCUCGAGCGUGGUGCCCCUCCGGGCGCUGCUCAAGCACGGCUUCGAUCUCAACAUCCCCGCCGGGACGACGAAGCAUAUCGGCUCCGCAGGAGUGCCACUGAAAUCGCAGCUUCUCAACUCCGCCCCAUCCGGCCUCGUCGAGCAAGCCUUCAUGGACGCGUUCUUCCUCAACUACCACUCGAGCUACCCAUUCGUGCACGAAGAGACCUUCCGCGCACAGUUCUAUGAGCAGGCCCCGCGACGACACGGCCAAGCUUGGCAGAUCCUGCUGAACACCAUUCUCGCGCUCGGGGCAUGGAGCAUCGGCGACGACAACUCCGACCUAGACAUCACCUUCUACCAAGAAGCGCGCAGCCACCUGCAGCAGGUCUCCGUGUUCGAGACAGGCAAUCUCACCCUCGUGCAGGCGCUCCUCCUCCUGAGCAACUACGCCCAGAAACGCAACAAGCCAAACACAGGCUGGAACUUCCUGGGGCUAGCCGUCCGGAUGGCCAUGAGUCUGGGCCUCCACAAGGAGUUCCCCGGGUGGAAGAUCAGUCUCCUGCAGCGCGAAGUCCGCAGAAGACUCUGGUGGGGCGUCUUCAUCUUCGACAGCGGCGCCGCAAAGACAUUCGGCCGCCCCAUCCUCCUCCCCGAAGAGAGCGUCAUGGAUGCGAAGAAGGUCCUCAACAUCCACGACAACGCCCUCACCCCGACGACCACCACCCUCCCCGCCGAAGUCGACGGCCCAACCCUAUACACAGGAAUGAUCGCGCAAGCGCGCUUCCACCUCCUCACAAACAGCGUCUACCAACGGCUCAUCUCCAGCCCGAGCCUCACCCCAGAGGAGACGCUAACCCUCCAGAAACCCAUGGAAGAGUGGUACAACGGGCUCCCGCACUACUUCAAGCAGCCCAUGCCGCAGGAACCCGCGAACUUCGUCCUCGUCCGCAACCGCCUCAUGUGGCGCGACUGGAACCUGCGCAUCCUCAUCUACCGACCGAUUCUGCUCCGGUGGGCGUCGCGACGGUGGACACCUAACACCCCGGCAGUCGAGCACGAGGACCCCUACGAGGCAGACUGCAGGACGCUCUGCCUCCGCAACGCGCGAUUGACCAUCUCCUCCAUCACGGAUUUCAUGAGCAACCACAUCUGCACGCGGAUCGGCGCCUGGUACAUGCUAUACUUCCUCUUCCAAGCCGGCCUCAUCCCCAUCGUCAUGCUAAUGACAGACCCCACAAGCGCCGACGCGCCCGCCUGGCUCCAAGACAUCGAAGCAACCAAGAGCCUCCUGCUUCACCCAUCGCUCAGCAACAACCGCCUCGCAACGCGCUGCCUGGAGGUCAUCAACAGACUUUGCUCGCCGGUGUACUCGAGCCCACCGGCGGACGGAUCAUCGUCGACGGGGCAGCCGCAGCAGCCGUCGAUUCUGACGCAGUUCUCGGAUCAGCUGUUUGGGGAUCCGACUUUUGUGGGCAGCAUGUUUCCGGAUGUUGAUCAGGAGUUGAAUCUCAGUGGGAUGGAUUUUUCCGAGUGGGUGAAUUUUACGCCGCAGCAUGAGUUUCAGUCGUAG